UCAGUAAAUAGGUAAUAAAGGAUAUCAACUUGAAAUAUAUAUAUAUAAACACAUUCAUACAUACAAAAAUAUGGCUCAAAGGGCUGUGGCAAUAUAUGAUUUUGACGGAAUAGCAGAUAAUGGAGAAAUUACUCUAAAAGAAGGAGAAUAUGUAACAAUAUUGAAAACUGAUGUUGGUGAUGGAUGGUGGGAAGGAAUGACUGAUAGCGGGCAGAAGGGAUUGUUUCCAGAAGCUUAUGUAACAAUGAGUUCGCAUGAGAAUGGAAAUGCAAACGGUGAUAAUCACACGCCAUCAUACAACAGCACACCCUAUCCUAUUGUAAAUCCUCCUCAAGAUACAUGGCAGCAAGAAACUGUAAAUGAUGGAUAUUAUAAUACAAACACAGCACAUAACUCCUAUGGAGGAAGUCAAGGAAAUAUUCAAAAUGAUGAUAAUGAUGACAACUGGUCAGAAGAUUGGGAUGAUGGUCAGUCAGAGGCAACUGUGGUGGAACAGCAAUCAAAUAUAAUGUCAAGGAGAUCGACAGUCAGCGUUUCAAAUCCAGAUACCAGAUCAGUCAACUCCAUGAAAGUGGCCGGUACAGUCGGAAAAAAUUUCAAUAGAUUUUCAUCUUUUGUUAAACAUGGAGGAGAAGCAUAUGUAUUGGGAAAAGCAGAUGCAAAAGUCCGACAAGUUGAUCAGGUUCAUAUUGUAUAUUCAACUGAUGGUACAGCAAGUUGGAAAACUAAUGGUCAUACAUUCACCUGCACGAUAGAAAAUCCAUUAAAAAAGAGCAAAAUGAAAGGUUUGAAAAGUUUUGUCGCAUACAAACUAACACCAAGUGAUAUGGACGUUAGUGUGCAAAGAAGAUAUAAACAUUUUGACUGGUUGUAUGAUCGUCUCGUGCAAAGGUAUCCUAUGCUUGUUGUACCAAGGUUACCAGAAAAACAAGCAUCUGGAAGAUUUGAAGAAGAUUUCAUUGAAUCAAGAAUGCAAAGACUAAAAUUAUGGGUAUCACAUAUCUGUCGACAUCCAUUACUUUCCACAUCAAGUGUUUUCAGAAAUUAUAUAACUCUUACUGAACAAAAAGCAUGGAAAAUGGCCAAAAGAAAAGCGGAAAGAGAUGAACUUUUGGGGGCAAAUUUUUUUCUCACUAUUGAUAUAUUCUCUCAACCGUCACAGUUUGACAGCCGAGAUGCUGAAGUUAGACUUGAACACUUCAAGAAAUUUGUAAAAUGUAUGGAUGAUGGGGUAUCACAACUCACAUCAACAUCACGUGAUAUGGCAAACAGACAUGUUGGCGCAUUCAAGAAAGAAUUUAUAUCUAUGAGUCGAUCAUUUGGAACAUUAUCAAACGCUUUUAAUCAACACCAAACACCUGAAUCGCAAGCGUUAACUGAUGCAGUAAAAUAUACAGGGCAAACUUAUGAAAAAAUUGGUGAAAUGUUUGCAGAGCAACCAAAGAAUGACAUGAGUCCUUUAUUACAUAACCUUUGGUUAUACAAAGGAAUUCUAGAAGUAUUUCCAGAUAUAUGGCAUUUGGAAUCUGGUGCUUUACGUAAAGUUCGUGAAUGCAAAAGAUUACAAGAAGAAGGCAGAAUGUCUGCAGCUGAUGUCGACGCUGUUGAAGAACGUACUCAGAGGAUCACUGGAUGUAUGCAGGCUGAAGUUACUCAUUUUCAUAAAGAACGAGUUCGAGAUUUCAAACACAUGAUGACAGACAUGUUACAAAGCCAAAUUGAUUUUUACGAAGGAAUUGUUGGACAGUUGAGACUCGCAUUAACUCGAUUUGAGGAAGUUCCUGAGGAACCAUGAGUAAUAUUCGAAAAACUCAUUAUAACACUCUCUGAACAACACCUUGUGUCACAAAAUUCGCAUGACACUUUUUACAUUUAUCGUCGGCCUGGUAGAUGCUUGACUAUACAGCUAGCGAUGUUUAACUCCACGGGAAUGAAAUUUUGAAAUUUCGAGAGUUCUUGAUAUUUCAGCUGUAACAUGGAUGAGCUAGUUAUUUGUCUUAAUUGUUUACUGGCAAGGAUGUUGAAAUCCAAUCUAUAUUGUGAAUUCAUUUGAGUUUAGUUUUAUUCUACAUAUUCAAUUCUUGAUUUGGCGAAUAAUUUUUCGCUUGCCAAUUUAUCAUCUCGAGCAUUUGACGGUCAGUUUUACUUCGUGAACUGUGAAAAAAUAAAAUAAAACCGAAACAAUGUUUAUCUCAAACAAUCUGAAUUACCAAAUUUAAUUCACAUGAACUUGGAUUGGUUUGUGUAAAAAUUUUCGCUGAAAUUAUGUUCUAUAUAUUUAAAAACAUUAUUUCAGGUGUAUUAGGAAUGGUAAAUUAAUGGGUUUUUCGUUCAUCUGGUGAUUUUGUUUGCUAUUCUAUUUUAAAUAUAUUUAUGCAGCAACAGUCGAUUUCAAUGAUUGGGUUAUAAUUAUCCAAAUAGAAAUCCCCUCUUAUACACUCAGAAAUUCGGUUGUGGUUUGAAUUAACUCAUCAAGUCUCAAUUGUGUAUUAAACUAAGAAUUCUGUCUGGAUAAACAAAGAUUUUGGGAUAAUCAUUUAGCAUUAAGAACACCUUAAAAAUAGUGUUCUUCACAUCAAAAAGAUUUGAGUCGUACACUUUUAUAUUUUUAUGAUUCUGUAAUGUCAUAUAUUAAGUAUUGGCUGUAGAGCUUUUGAAAAUAUAUAUUUCUAAUGCUUAUUCAGAAACGAGCCAUUUCGCUCCAAUGUUCACUGAUAAUUUAGAACAGUGGUUCCCAACCUUUUUUGCAUCGCGACCCUUUUCGGAUAUCUUCUAACAUGUCGGGGACCCCCUUCACGAUAUAUACUGAAUCUAAAUUAAAACUAGUAGGUCCUAAAAAAUCUUAGUUAAAAAAAAACAGCCCUAUUAAAAAUUUUAUAUAAACCACUCUUUCACUCCUUAAUUCUAUUUUCUAGUUUUGCACAAAAGCAUUGUUGAAAAUACAUGCAUUCAUAUUCGUUGCUCAGUAUCAAUUUACUUGUGAAGAUCUCAAAACUAUCUUUUCUAUCAACAUAUAUUAUCUACAUCGCAAAAAAGUGAUAAAAAUAGUCUUAUUAACUUUAAACCUCACGAUGUAAUUAACUUGUUAAAACUAUGAUCUUUGACACUUAUGUAGCAAGUGGAUUUGUCAAUUGAAUUUAUUUGGAUUCAACUUUUUUCUGCUUUAUUGAAGUCAUAUUUUGCCCUAUAAGUGGGGGUAUUCAUGUUGAAAAGUGAUUAUUUAAAAAUACAUUCACUGGACCUUUGAUUGAUAGAAUAUUUUGAAUUAAAAAUUCAAUUUCUACAUACCCUAAUGAAUUGAUUUUAUGAAACAUUAAUCAACCCAUACAAAUUGGCCAUUGAGUUUGUUCAAAACAUGUUUUUUUUCUGUUACAAUAUUAAUAAUGAUUCAGAAAUAGACUUUUUACGCAGAAAUAUGGGUACUCCCGUAGUAUGUGUAUCAGGUUUAGGGUUAUGCCCUAAUUUUAUUACGAUUUUCCUUAAUUUAGUUAUAUUACGAGUUCGGGGACUGUUUGUGUUAGUCAAAUGAAUAUACCCCCUGCCCAUAAGCUCCCGUCCCGUUACACAACUCGAUGUAAAGUAGGCGAAUAAAAUUAAUUACCUCCAUAUUGGUACACAUACUUCUGAAGCGCUGAAAUAUGUGGCUAGAAACAAUAGACCUGUUAUGAAUGAUCGUUUCACUAACAAGCAAAGCAAUUUGCUAACCAAUUGUUUUGCCCACCUCUGUAUACUGCGGAAUGUGGUAACAAUAGAUAAGUUUUGUAAAUUGUUGCAUAACAAUACCAGAACUUCUUAUUUUCUUGUGUUUUUGAGGCUGAAAUCUCGCUUUCUUUUUUUAACUUAUGUUCCUCUCUGUAAUUUUUGUAACCAAUACUUUUUCUUAUUGUUUUAUGUAUAUUCUUAUUAAGCUUCUUCCAAUAUUUUUUAAUGUAAAUACUUGCUGUUAAUUAUUCUACAGCAUCCUAUUCAUUUCAUUGUAAGUAAUAUCCUUAAAAAUUUUGCCAACUCAAAUUUUUAUUUCUAUUUACAUUUUUAUUGUUGUGAGUUGACUGAGAUUUUAUAUUUUUUAAUCUGUUUCUGUUUAGAAUGUAAGCACAUAUACUUGGAUGCCAGCCAACUAAAUCAGCUUUUCAAAGGAGAAGAACGAUUAUUUGCUUCUUAUAAAAUUGCUUUCAAUAAUCGACUUGAAAAGUGACUAUUUGAUUGUGAUUAUUAGUCAAAUAAGUGAGUUUGUGUUAUGGCAUUAGCUAAAGUUCAAUAUAACCUAGCCCGCGGACCCUGCACAGGUGUCCACACUGAUAUGAAAAGAGUCUGAAACAAAUAUAAAUAGAUCAUAACCUUAUUGAAUUGCUGUUAGCCUGCCAGUAUUCAACAUUAGUAUGUAUUGAUUCAUUUAUUUUGUCAAAUGAAGCAUUAUUCUUCCUCGUUGGUUAGGCACAUCAAUUGAUACGGCAUAGGGUGGGGGUCCGUCACAAAUAAGAUUCACAAACUGGUCCGUCGUCCAAGAAGAUUGGGAAACUUAUCCGUGGCUCACACUUCGCAGCAAGUAAUUUGGCCUCUUUUAACCCAUCAAAUUUUUUUUACUCUCAUCUGCAAAGCAAUUUCAAUUUAUCCUUUGUAUAUUUUUGAUAUAUGCCAUAAAAUCUGCAAUGGUGAUCUUUGAAAAAUUUGACUUUUAUUUUCCUUUGCAAGUAUUGAAUAUCAGUGACCAGUUGUACAUCACGUAAAUGUUAGAAAAAUAGUGUUAAUAUAUUGCAGAAAAAGGACUUUGAUGUUUGUCAAAUUUAUGUUCUUUAAAUAUUCUGCAAGUAUUUACUGUCGCUCUAUAUUUACCAGAUAUGGUGGAAUCAAAUGAUUACAUUGAUAGAGAAUAGUUUUGGAUUAUUCAGAUGCCGAUUUUCAGUACUUUCGAGUAUAAAAUUUGUUAGUUUUUUGUACAAAAACGAACUUGGAAAGAAUAUUGUUGCAACUGGUUAGUUUUGCUUUCUGAUGCCUAGUUUUUUCACUUUCAAAUUAUCAUAUAAGACAUGUUUGACUUUCACACACUUGGCAUUCACCUAACAUAAAACCUGUAAGAAUUAAGUGUAAAAAUCAUUUUUAUUCCAUUGAUCAAUUAGUAGUAUUUAAUCUGCUGGAAUUUGUUACUUUCUUUAUUGCUUAUCAUUCUAUACAUAUACAAAUAUAUAUUGUCAAGAACA
Molecule: messenger RNA, 5198 nt
Organism: Styela clava
Lineage: Eukaryota; Metazoa; Chordata; Ascidiacea; Stolidobranchia; Styelidae
Product: sorting nexin-33-like
Biological process (GO): plasma membrane tubulation; endosomal transport; endocytosis
Cellular component (GO): plasma membrane; cytoplasmic vesicle
Molecular function (GO): protein binding; phosphatidylinositol binding
Source: RefSeq, a predicted model, not a curated record